CCAUCUGCGAAACGGAACUCGUACGCACUUGCACCACCUAUAGGAUGAAAAAAAUACUGACGUAUGCCAUGUCAAAUGUUUACCUUAUUUUUUAGAAUUAGCAUAUUAUAAGGCAUCAAUUGACUAUACUUGUAUAUGAUAAACAUAACAUAUUGUAUAAAAAGCUAAGAGAACAAACUGUAGGCCUACCAACACAUUUUCAUACUAUGACUAUGUGAGGUAAUUAAUAAAUACAAAUUGCAGUAAAGAACAAGAAAUAUUGUGUAAAUUCUCUAUCUAUCUAGAUAUGUAAUAAGAUACAUUUGAAAAGGAGAUUGUUAGAACGAAUCUCAAAAUGUUUACAUCAUUUCAAGAAGGUAGGCAACACAUGACGCACUGACAUCACAUGCUACAUAAUUAACCAAAGAGAAAGCGCACAACGCUUACGUAGACAAUCCCGGAACAGAUCAUGAAUGGCUCUGACACUAGGCUGGGUUGAUAUUGAACGCUUCUGUGAUGCUAUCUGGUCAACCGUAGUUUUGCGGUAAAAUGAAUAUUUUCGUCAUGUGUAUCUCAUAGACGACCACAAGGACUGACCAAGAAAAUAAUCAUAACACAUUCAGAAACAUAUUUGGUCAAUGGCAGAAGAUAAUGACAGUAUUGAUCUGGGGUCCCCCAUGGACCCCGUAGUGCCUGUUAGUGGGUUCCCUGGCCCUCCUCCCCCUAUCUACACCUGCACCCUGACCCCAGAGCUGGUGGCCAAGGCCAGGGAGGAGCUCCAGGAAAAGCCAGAGUGGCGUCUUCGGGAUGUCCAGGCGCUGAGAGACAUGAUCCUGAAGGAGCAGCCUAACCUCAGGACCCGGCUGGAUGAUGCCUUCCUUCUGCGAUUCCUCCGAGCCAGGAAGUUUGACUACGACCGUGCCCUGCAGCUGUUGCUCAAUUACCAUGGGGGCAGGAAGGCCUGGCCGGAGGUGUUCCAAGACCUUAAGCCCUCCACUGUGAAACAUGUCCUGGACCUGGGCUUCCUCUCAGUCCUGCCCCAUCCAGACCCCAGUGGGCGCUACAUCCUCUGUCUACGACCUGGAAAAUGGAAACCAAACGACUAUCCGUUUGUUGACAACAUACGAGCCAUCUACCUGACUCUGGAGAAGUUGAUUCAGCCUGAGGAAACCCAGGUCAAUGGGAUAGUCAUCCUAGCAGACUACACUGGGGUAGGAUUGUCUCAAGCAUCGAAUCCAGGCCCCUUCCUGGCUAAGAAAGUUGUGAGCAUUCUCCAGGAUGGAUUCCCUAUUAGAAUCAAAGCUGUCAACAUAAUUAACGAGCCUCGGAUAUUCAAAGGAAUCUUUGCCAUCAUCAAGCCUUUCCUGAAAGAGAAGAUGGCAGAGAGGUAUGUGCUCCAUGGGUCCGACCUGCGUUCCCUACACCGUAACAUCCCCCGCUCGGUCCUGCCAGAGGAGUAUGGUGGUGUGGCGGGCCAGCUAGACAUGUCCUCCUGGUCAAAGACUCUUCUGGACUCAGAGGAGGAAUUCCUAGUGGAGUUCUGCCAGCCAGAUCCACUGGAGGGCGUAGUGCUACCAGAGUCCAUGCUGUUUGAAGGCGACCAGGCGAGCGGUCAGGAUGAUGACUCCUUCAGGGGCCUCCGUUCUCAGCUCUAUUAUUGCUACUGACAGACAGAGAGGGAGAGAGAGAGAGAAG
Osmerus eperlanus (European smelt) is the source of this 1674-nucleotide messenger RNA. RefSeq names its product tocopherol (alpha) transfer protein-like (gene ttpal). The transcript is spliced from 5 exons. NCBI's taxonomy places the organism in Eukaryota, Metazoa, Chordata, Actinopteri, Osmeriformes, Osmeridae. Gene Ontology annotation, cellular component: membrane. Gene Ontology annotation, molecular function: phosphatidylinositol bisphosphate binding. The record is from RefSeq and is a predicted model, not a curated record. The coding region runs from base 618 to 1646 and encodes 342 amino acids.